This is a messenger RNA of Rotaria sp. Silwood2, 1050 nucleotides long. The record is from the annotation of a GenBank genome assembly. Lineage: Eukaryota; Metazoa; Rotifera; Eurotatoria; Philodinida; Philodinidae.
AUGUUCGUCUAUUGGAUCUCUAUUUUUACCUCUAAUGCUCGGUAUUUUACGGUUGUUCUUACAUUCGACCAACGAAAUGAAGCUCGAAUUCAGCGUUUGAUUGAUAAACAGGAAGCAGAACGACAGCGAGAACAAGACUUAAAUAUUUCCAGAGAAUUACGUGAAGUCGACAAGGAAAUUGCUGAACAACGACGUGUGAACGAUGAACUCAAUGCUGAGAAGGCACGCAACAUGUCUUUGGAGCAACGUAAGCAUGAACUCGAAAUCGAACAGGCACGAUACGACACAUUACAAGAACAACGACGUGAAGAUGUGCUGAUAGCAGUCCAAAGACAUGAACAAGACAAAGAGCUUGCUCGACUACUACGAGAAAAUGAUCGAAUUCUGGCCGAACAGAAACAAGAAACAGAAAUGGUACUUGAGCAACAACGGUACGAUCAAGAACGUGCAAGAUAUCUUGAUCCUUUGCUUUUGUCUCAUAUCAAAGAAUUGGGGCAAUUAGUCAAGGAAAACAAUGGAUCACUGAUUGCCAAUCCGACCAUUCAUGCUCUUGUUCGUGCCAAAACUCUCAAUAUUUUCAGACCAAUCGGUCCUGAUCGUUCAACGCAGUUGAUUCUCUUUCUACAUGAAACGAGACUGUUGAAAACUGAAGAGAAUCCUCUUGAUCUUUCGGGAGUUCAAUUAACUGGUAUUUAUCUAAGUGCAUCGACUAUUCAGAGACCCAUUUAUAAAUUGUCACUCUCCAGCGCCCGUCUCAACAAUGCAUCAUUUGUUGGCUGUGAUCUAUCAUAUUGCGACUUCACUGGAGCAGAUCUUUCAGGUGCAAAUUUAUCACGAUGUAGUGGUAUAAGAGCACAUUUUAAUCAAGUGAUCCUAGUCGAGACUGAUUUUUCGCAUACGAAUUUAUAUUGGGCAACAUUCGAUAGCAACAUAAUCAAAGGCAACUUUUUCAAUGCAACUGUUAAAUCAACAAAUUUUCGGCAAAAUAACAAUGAUCAAAGUGGAUUUCACCCGAGCUAUAUUACAAUCUGUGAGAUUCGAAGAGACUGA